AUGUCCUGGCCUAUCACGAAGACACUCACUUCAAACGACGGCAAGAACGAAGAUGUUCCCUACGGACCUUCAGUCUGGUACACCGACAAGCAUCUGUUCACUUACGGCUACGAACUACAACUGCCAGAAGCUAGACUUCAGAACUGGUAUCCUUCAUCUUUUGUAGACCCCGAGGACCCAAGCAUUCGCUUCCAGACAAUGGAGCACUACAUAAUGUGGCGCAAAGCCAUGUGCUUCGAGGACCAUGAGACAGCGAAAAAGAUUCUCGUGGCUGCUACGCCCUCAGAAGCUCAAGCACUCGGUAGAGAAGUGAAAAACUUCGAUGGCAUGAUGUGGCGCAAGUAUUGGAUUAAUGUUGCGAUGGAUGGAUGUUGGCUGAAGUUUUCCCAAGUCGCUGAAUGCCGCGAGGCCUUGUUGGCGACGGGUGAUAGAGUCCUUGCCGAAAGUAACCCAAACGAUCGCAACUGGGGUAUCGGAUUCCGUGGAGACGAAGCUGCAGAGCAUGAGAGUAAAUGGGGCUCGAACGUGCUUGGUGUGGCUCAGAUGCGAGUCCGGGAUAGACUCAGGAAGGAGGGAAAGCAGUGA
Aureobasidium melanogenum CBS 110374 is the source of this 585-nucleotide messenger RNA. RefSeq names its product DUF1768-domain-containing protein. The coding region runs from base 1 to 585 and encodes 194 amino acids. Lineage: Eukaryota; Fungi; Ascomycota; Dothideomycetes; Dothideales; Saccotheciaceae. The record is from RefSeq and is a predicted model, not a curated record. The transcript is spliced from 2 exons.